Molecule: messenger RNA, 2376 nt
Organism: Hemibagrus wyckioides
Lineage: Eukaryota; Metazoa; Chordata; Actinopteri; Siluriformes; Bagridae
Product: cytochrome P450 2C23-like
Exons: 9
Coding region: 525-2051 (508 amino acids)
Biological process (GO): xenobiotic metabolic process
Cellular component (GO): intracellular membrane-bounded organelle; cytoplasm
Molecular function (GO): iron ion binding; heme binding; oxidoreductase activity, acting on paired donors, with incorporation or reduction of molecular oxygen, reduced flavin or flavoprotein as one donor, and incorporation of one atom of oxygen
Source: RefSeq, a predicted model, not a curated record
CACUGUGUUUAUUUCCAGGCUUGAAUGUCCUGUAAAAUUCAUUUCCUUGUUCCAAACGCUUGAAUUGUGUGUCUUGAUUAAAAACACAGAUUGUCUGUCUGGGACAAGUGUGUAGAGGCCGCCUGUGUUUCCUAGAUGUAAUUUGAGAGAUUGGAUCAGAAUCAGUCUUAGAGAUGCCUUCAAUAAAAUCUGUACAUAGCAUCUACAGUCUGAUCCACCUACUGUCUGAUUCAAAUGCAGUCUGAUCACUUACAGUCUGAUCAUUUAGGGCUAUGUUAAAGCCCAGGGUGAAGCUCUGUUUCUUUCACACAGAGGAAUGUCGGUGACACACCCCACUGAUUGCAGUUCUGUUAGAUCUUUACAUGUACAGAGGUGAAGAGUGAAACCUAAGAGCGUUACACGAAGUUACAUCAUUACUCUCUCUCUCUCUCUCUCUCUCUCUCUCUCUCUCUCUCUCUCUCUCCUUCCUCCCUUUCCUGUAUGAACAGACCUCUGUUCACUCAGUCACUCUGCUCUCUCUCAGCAUGCAGUCUGUACUCCGAUAUCUGGACCUGGGUUCUGUGAGCCUGGCCGUGUUACUCGGCCUCGUCACUCUGGUUCUGCUCGAGAUCUUCAAGUUGAUUGCCUCGAAGAGCCGAUGUCCUCCUGGACCCACACCACUGCCCUUUGUGGGAAACCUGAUCCAGUUCAUGAAGGACCCGGUGAACACCACGAGAUCGACGUUGCAGUAUGGUGAGCUGUGCUCCAUGUAUGUGGGCCGGAGGCCGAUGAUCGUGCUGAAUACCUACGAGGUGGUGAAGGAGGCACUGGUUCAGAAAGGCAGUGUGUACUCCGGGAGGCCCUACAUGCCUUUAAUAGAGUGGAUCAGCAAUGGUUACGGUAUUGUUGCAGUCACAUACGGCCAUGCAUGGAGGCAGCAGCGGCGUUUUGCUCUCCACACAUUUCGUAACUUCGGUCUGGGGAAGAAGACGGUGGAGGAGCGAGUGGUAGAGGAAGCGCACUGUCUCAUUACAGAGAUGCUUAAACAUGAAGGGAAAGCCUUUAACCCCAUGCACCCCAUCAUGAAUGCCGUCUCCAACAUCAUCUGCUCCAUGGUCUUCGGAGAUCGCUUUGACUACGACAACAAGCGCUUCGCUAAACUCCUGGAAAUCCUGAACGAAAACAUUCGGCUCUCUGGCUCAGCUGUGGGACUGAUCUUCAACUUGAUCCCUUUUAUAAAAUAUUUGCCCGGCCCGCACCAGAAGGUCCGUCAGAACGCCAGCGCUUUAAUAGGGUUUAUCCGUGAAGUGAUGGAGGAGCACAGAGAGAAGCUGGACGAGGAGAACCUGCGCGACUACAUCGACGCAUACCUGGUGGAGAUAAGCAAGCAAGAGUCAAAAGAAGAUUCAACGUUUCAUGAGGAGAACCUGCUGAUGUCCACCGCUGACCUCUUCCUGGCAGGAACGGAGACCACAACCACCACUCUCAGAUGGGGUCUGAUUUUCAUGAUGAACCAUCCAGAGGUGCAAGAACGUUGUCAUGAGGAGAUCGUCCGUGUGCUCGGGUAUGAUCGCUCUCCCUGCAUGGAUGACCGCAUCAGGCUGCCCUACACUCACGCCACCGUACACGAGAUCCUGCGCUUCGGGAACAUCGUUCCACUCGGCGUGGUUCACCAAACUACAGAGGAGUCACAGCUACGGGGAUACACCAUCCCCAAGGGAACCGAGAUUGCACCCAAUUUAAUGGCCAUAAUGCAGGAUAAGGAGCACUGGAAACACCCGGAUACCUUUAACCCCGAGAACUUCCUGGACGAGAACGGCCAGUUCUGCAAAAAUGAGUUCUUCCUGGCGUUUUCUCUGGGUCCAAGGGUUUGUCUCGGCGAGUCCCUGGCGAGGACAGAGCUCUUCAUCUUCCUCACGUCUCUCCUACAGAAGCUGCAGUUCUCCUGGCCACCCGAUGCUCCGCCCAUUGACAUGGAUGGCAUUAUGGGUGUGAUCAGGAUGCCCUACAACUUCAGCAUAAUCUGCCGUAGUCGGGAGCGUUCUGUUCCAAGUUCACCCGUAACACCAUGAUGUUCUCCGUCACAUCACCGUUAUGUGAAACACUGCAACUAGCUUUUAUAUCUUUAUUAACACCAAGAAAUUAACAACGUUUCACAGAAUUUAAUAUUAAAUAUCUCACUUGGAGACUGUAGUGUCUUGUGUCAUCUCACAGAGUUUUUCCUCACUGCUCUCAUCUCUGGAUUUUCCUCAUGAACCAUAAUCGGAAAAAAGCUGCUUUGUGACGGUCACUGGUGCUAAUGAAAAUGGAGUGAGUGAGUCAGUGAGUGACAAACACAGACACUCAGAUCCAGGUUUUUGUUUAUUUUAAAAACUUGAAGAAAAAAGUUAUUUUUCA